Trypanosoma conorhini is the source of this 1692-nucleotide messenger RNA. RefSeq lists its product as uncharacterized. Gene Ontology annotation, biological process: establishment of meiotic spindle localization; mitotic cell cycle; spindle organization. The record is from RefSeq and is a predicted model, not a curated record. Gene Ontology annotation, cellular component: spindle pole. The coding region runs from base 1 to 1692 and encodes 563 amino acids. The transcript has a single exon. NCBI's taxonomy places the organism in Eukaryota, Euglenozoa, Kinetoplastea, Trypanosomatida, Trypanosomatidae. Gene Ontology annotation, molecular function: protein binding.
AUGAGGAUGGCGCUUCGUAUUCAGUGUGCGUGGCGUUGUAACCGUGCCCGCCACAUGCUGCGGGAGCGCCAGCAGGUGCUCUACCAAGAGGUCUACCGCAGGCAAAAGGCCGCUGCCAGGUGCAUUGAGGGAAUGCUGAGCUCUGUGAUGGAGCAGCGUAAACUGCGGAAAAAACAGGAACUUUGUGCCUUAGCUGUGGAGGAGCGUGUGGCAUGGGAGGAGAAGCUGUUCCGGAGUGCGCUUGUCAUCGCCCGCUACGUCAAGGCCUUUCUGUGCCGACGACGCCGGGAGAGGGAGCUCUGCAAAUUACUUGCACUGCGUAGUCUGGAGGAGCUGAGGUUGCGGGAGGUAGUGGCCACGAUUCUGGCGCGCUGGUGGCGCAUUAUUGUCCCUCGCAAGGCGUACUGGCGGCGGCGCACGCAGGAGGUGGAGGAGCAGCAGCGUCGUGAAGAGCUGUUCCGGCAGCAAACGUAUGCGGCGACGCAAAUUCAGCGCCGCUUUAGAGGAAUCCUGGGCAGGCGUGAGGCGCACGCGAGGCGGGAGCAACGCGUGGAGGAGCAUCGCUCUCGACAGCGCCGCCUGCAGGACAGCACAGACCUCGUUCGCCUCUGCCUGCAGGAGUACACGCGGCGGUGCAACAGGCUUAGACGCGAGGCGGAGCAGCGUGUAGUCCGACGGGAGGAGGCAGCCGCCGUCAUACAAAGUGGCUGGAAGGCGGCGCUUAAGCGGCAGGUGCUACACAACGCCCUGAUGCGUUGUCGCCGCAUUGUGAGGGCGGUGUUGACAAUACAACGCGCCUACCGGCGAUUCUGCGCCGGACGCGAGAUUCGCUACCUGCGGCGGGUGCAGCUGGCGAUGAAUCAGGAACGCCUCGACAAUGAAUACCGUGUCUUCCGUGCCACCAUGACGCUUCAGUGCUUUGGACGUAUGGUGGUCGCCAAGCGCACGGCGCGGCAUCGGCGCGCGGCCGUUGGGCGCGGAUUCUUCCUUGCGGCCGUAACCAUCCAAAGUCUCUGUCGUGGUGGCACCGCCCGUGCGCAGCUUGGCCUCGCCCUCCACCUCCGGCGCCGGGCGGCAGAGCAGCUGGCGGCCUCUAUUCAAAUGCAGAAGGAGCGAACGGUGAGCCUCACCACCGCGUUUUUGCGCGCCCGCGAGAGCUGCUUCCUCGCCGAGGGGCGUCGCUGUCGCCGGCUGACGGAGAAGCUGUACAUUCGCCGCUACGUCCGUCGUGAGCUUCGCCGCGACAAGUCCGCGACGGUCAUUCAGCGCGCCGUGCGCCGCUGGCUGGCGCGCCGCCGUCUACGGGAGGAGGAAGAACGGGCACGCGCGCUGCGGGCCCUCGUCCUCGCGGCCGUCGUUCGUAUUCAGGCGGUGAUGCGGGGCUUCCUGGCACGACAGCAGUACCGCCUGCGUCGGUACCUGGCGCAGCGGCAGGCGCGGAAGCGGGAGGAGAUGGAGGAGGUGAUGGUGCAGUUGUGGGUUGACGAGUGGCGGGCGGCGGUGCUGCAGGCCGAGCACGACCGCCGCCGCAUUGAGACACUCGAAAAGAAGCUCCGCGAGGACUUGGAGCUCGGACACAAGCGGGGAUUGCUGCGGGCGGCGACGGCGGCCCAGCUGGGCGUCAAAUACGUUCCUGAGGAGGAGGAGGAUGAAAAUGAGCGAAGUCUUUCCACCUACAGGGACGACCCCUGA